Molecule: messenger RNA, 2677 nt
Organism: Haliotis rubra (blacklip abalone)
Lineage: Eukaryota; Metazoa; Mollusca; Gastropoda; Lepetellida; Haliotidae
Product: ADP-ribosylation factor 4-like
Exons: 6
Coding region: 179-718 (179 amino acids)
Biological process (GO): intracellular protein transport; vesicle-mediated transport
Cellular component (GO): cytoplasm; plasma membrane
Molecular function (GO): GTPase activity; GTP binding
Source: RefSeq, a predicted model, not a curated record
GGGAUUGCUACCGCCAUUAUCGUUGACGUCACUGUUAGUGGUUGGCUGAAUUGACGUGGCAGGCAUAUUACUUGUUCUCACAUGUGAAGCAGUUCAACAUUUUGGAAGAGAGGUUGAUAAACGUAUACAUCAAGUCCCAUUUAUAUUUAUUUUGCUGAACUGAGUACAUUUUAUCAGCAUGGGUCUGUCAAUAUCAUCAGUCUUUCAGAGACUCUUCGGGAAAAAACAGAUGAGAAUCUUGAUGGUUGGUCUUGACGCUGCUGGUAAAACAACAAUUCUCUACAAAUUGAAGCUGGGUGAGAUAGUCACAACUAUCCCAACAAUUGGUUUUAAUGUGGAAACAGUAGAAUACAAGAACAUCAGCUUCACGGUGUGGGAUGUCGGUGGCCAGGACAAGAUCCGACCAUUGUGGAGGCAUUACUUCCAGAACACUCAGGGUUUGAUCUUUGUAGUAGACAGUAAUGAUAGUGAACGUUUAUCAGAAGCUAAAGAUGAACUGUCUAAAAUGUUACAAGAAGAUGAACUGAAGGAGUCUGUAGUCCUUGUAUUUGCCAACAAACAGGAUCUACCCAAUGCCAAGUCCUGCUCUGAACUCACGGACGCGCUAGAACUGAAUUCAUUACGCAGAGAAUGGUUCGUGCAAGGUACAUGUGCCACACAGGGUACAGGUCUGUACGAGGGUCUCGACUGGCUAUCGAACAAGUUGCAGAGCAAGUGAUUGUGAUGUGGCUGAAGAAACAAUCAUCAUUUGUCUUCUGUAUGUGCUGCAGCUGUAACCACAAGGACUUCAACAGACGACACCCAUCCAAAUAUCACAUACCAAAGCCUCCAGCAUAUAGGAGGAGGAGAAGCUCGUGUAUCAAAUCCUCAUAUAGCCGACUGAAGCCAGUCAUCUGUAGCUGGUAGUCUGCAGCACAUGCUGAAUUCAUUGUGGGAAUUGUGAGUGAAAGUCGUCUGUAUCGUAUGGCAGUUUGCCUGGUAAUCAUAUUAGCACUGGGCCAGACAUACAGACUUUUGGGUGGGGUGGGAGGGGUGGAUAUAUAUAUAUAUUUUUUCUUGUACAUUGUCAUUCCUAUAUUGGCUCACCCUGUAUAUUUAUGUUUUUGUGUAUUCUUCAUCAUUCACGGUUAUUGUAACUCUGGUUUUAUUGUUUAUGGGCUCUGGCCUCAUCACCUGUUCAUCAUGUCCAGAACAGCAAGAUGGCUAUCGUCAGUACUUCAGCUUUGUGUACACAAGAUCAUCCAUCACCCAUGGAUACAUGUUUAACUGUGAGUGGUAAUAGUUACAAAUAUAUAUUUCAGUUAACUGAUAUAAUUGUUUAUAACUAUUGGAAGUCAAAUUACCUCCCCUUUCUGUGAAGAAUACCUGGCAUUCCCACUAUUAAAGCAGUGUGUUAAGAAUACAAACAGCACUGCAUUAUAACCUAAUGUAUUCACAACUGAUAGAGGAGCGUAGUGUAUACGAGACAGUUAAGUAUUGACAAUACUUGGUAACUGUCAUUUGCGUUUUGUUUGAGUUUUAUGCACGCAGGUGUUUCAAGAAUGGCAUGGCACCUUCAUAUAUACGGUUCUAAAUGGUGAUGGGAUGUGAAUGGUGGCAUUUAACACUUUCAGCCCUUGCUCUUCAUAAAUAACACUUGCUUGUUAUAGUGAAUGUACAGGUUAUCAUUUUAUGUGAAUGCAUGUUUUGUGUAAAGGUCAUUUGGUUGGAAAUUAACGACUUGGUAUAUGAACGGAAAACAUGUAUAUUCAGAAGCAGAAGAUAUGGGAAAUGAUUCUGGUUUGUUGUUGCUUAUUAGUUUAAUUAUGGCUGAAGAAAAUCAUGCAAAAAUCCUGAUACACACAGACUUGUAUGCAGAUAAUUUCUUAAUUUGUUUUAAUUUUUACUCUGUUCAUGGUAUGUUCAUCAGUGGAGGUUAGAAUGCCACGGGUGAAAAUGAAAGUUCCUUAUGGCUUCAUUAAGAUGUAGAAAAGCAAAUAGCAAUAUGACUAACCCGUGUGUUUCUUUCAAUUGAACAAAAGGUCUCUAUUUCAUCUCAAAGAAUCUUUUACAAGUUAACCUGUGUGGGGUAUCUUGAAGUGAUUUCUUUUUUCAGAUGGUUGACCUUGAGUUUGUUAUGGGUUCAACUGGUGAGAGUAGGAAAGCACGGAACUUGGGGAAAAUCCAUUGUUGACUUUGUUACACAACUUGUAUAUACUGGUAUUAUGGAUUUUAGUGGUAUGUGUAGUUACGACUAUGUGUGGGUUGUACUUUGCCCUCAGUGUAGUGCUUAUUUGUACAGUGGUACUGGCAGGUCAUUUCUGAAAUAAUUCUACCAUUGAAAAUAUGACGACCAUGGUAAGGUAUAUGUUACAAAACCAAGUUGGUAAUUUUGAUGGACAUCGUUACAUAUAUUUUGGUGGUCGUUUCACAAAAGGAGGAAGAAAACCUUAUUUACUUCUUAUGAAGUUUGGAAUUUGAGUUAUGUUGUUGAAAUAUGCAUGCACAGCCUUCUUCAAUUGCCUUCAAGGUCAGUCUUCUGGGCGAUGGUUUUCUAAAGGUGAUGAGACAAUGUGUUUGUGUGUGGUGACAGCUGGUACUUAGCUUGUACAUAACAUCAUCACUCUGUAAGCCUACUCACAUCAAACCUGGUCAUGUGAUAGGGUGGAUAUGAAUGAUAAUAAAAGCUAUGAGAUAA